GACCUAAACGAAAUCCUACUUUCUUAGUCCUUCAUGUUAAAAUUUAUUUUUUAAAAUAUAUAAGUAAAUCUUUUUUAAUAUGAAUUCUCAUUUUGAACCUCCUCGUGGGGUAUUCACUUUACCUACACCUUGUGAGUUGGCUAAUCCUUUUUGGGAUGUAAUAAAAUCUUCUAAAUAUUUUACUUUACAAAGGACCAAAGCUUCAAAUAUAAACUCUUUUUAUAGAGGUGUUAUAGGUACGAUUCAAAAUGUUUUGAUACAAAACAACCACCUUUUCGAAUUAUCUUUAGAGCCGAGUUUACAAGUAUUUCUUUACAAAUUGCGGUUUCUCAAACUGAGAAAGGAAUUAAUGAAGCUUGGAAAUGGGUUGAAGAUAAUUUAGUCCUGGGAUUAACUAAACUUGAUGAUCCCAGCGAGAAAGAAAAUUACGUAGUAACAAAAAUAAAUUCAUUGGUCACUCGCCAAGAUAAGGGAACUGAUGAAGUAUCCGAAGAUGAAAGUGUCCGUUCUGCAUCUAGGGCUUUUCGACAGACUUUUGAUAUUGCUCCUACGGAAAGGCUGGUUAACUGUAAUAAAUUUGGUUUUUUUCCUUGGGAAAUAAAGUUGAUCUGAUCGGAUUAUAAUUAUAAUUGAAAUUCUGUUAUUGUAGUUUAUUCUUGUGCGUAUCGCGGAAUUAUUCAGGGGUGGAUGUAUAUCAGCGAAAAUUAUCUGUGUUUUUAUGCGUUUAUGUUGGGUCACGAAACAAAAAU
Messenger RNA from Rhizophagus irregularis DAOM 181602=DAOM 197198, 749 nucleotides. The record is from RefSeq and is a predicted model, not a curated record. NCBI's taxonomy places the organism in Eukaryota, Fungi, Glomeromycota, Glomeromycetes, Glomerales, Glomeraceae.